UAUUUUUAGUUACAGUAUUUUCCAAUUCCAAUCAUUUUCGCUCAAUGUAUUGCGGUUCAAGUGUUGGUUUGAGCCGCUGAUCCUAGAACAGUCCUUACGAUUCAGAACUUGGGCAAAUGAUAAACCUGCUUUGUGUUCUUGCCCCCCUACACUACGUUAUCGUCUACCCCUCCGCUUGUGUGACGCGAGUCCCGCCUCCCCCGGUCUCUUCAGCGUCCCUUCCCCAGCGAUAGAGCAAGGUUGUGAGUCCCCAACACGGAGCAAGAAUACUGACACCCGCGACUGACUGAAACCAAGGGGAAGAUGGAGCACAGAGACCCUCAUUUCAACAUAUUGUUAGCUACUGAUUCUUAUAAGGUGACACACUACAAGCAGUACCCUCCCAACACCAGUAAAGUGUACUCCUACUUCGAGUGCCGCGAGAAGAGGCCUGACCCGACCAAGAACAGAAAAGUCAAGUAUGAGACAACGGUCUUUUAUGGCCUGCAGUACAUCACCAACAAAUACUUAAAAGGGAAGGUGGUGACUCCAGAGAAGAUCCAGGAAGCGAAGGAGGUGUACAGGGAACACUUCCAGGAUGAUGUCUUCAACGAGAAGGGCUGGAACUACAUACUGGAGAAGUAUGACGGCCACCUACCCAUAGAGAUCAAGGCGGUGCCGGAGGGAAGUGUGAUCCCACGGGGUAACGUCCUCUUCACCGUGGAGAGCACCGACCCAGAAUGCUACUGGCUCACCAACUGGGUGGAGACCAUCCUUGUUCAGGUCUGGUACCCCAUCACCGUGGCGACCAACUCCAGGGAGCAGAAGAAGAUUCUGGCCAAGUACCUGCUGGAGACCUCUGGCAACCUGGACAAGCUGGAGUACAAGCUGCACGACUUCGGCUAUAGGGGAGUCUCCUCACAAGAGACGGCAGGUAUCGGAGCCUCUGCCCACCUGGUGAACUUUAAGGGCACAGACACGGUGGCUGGCAUCGGCGUGAUUAAGAAGUACUACGGCACCAAAGACCCUGUGCCUGGCUUCUCUGUGCCCGCCGCGGAGCACAGCACCAUCACGGCGUGGGGGAAGGACCACGAGCGAGAUGCCUUUGAGCACAUCGUGAGGCAGUUCCCCAACGUGCCCGUGUCGAUCGUCAGUGACAGCUAUGACAUCUACAACGCCUGUGAGAAGAUCUGGGGCGAAGACCUGAGGAGUCUCAUUGAGUCCCGCAGCGCUGACGCCCCACUGGUGGUCCGCCCCGACUCAGGGAACCCCCUGGAUACCGUACUGAAGGUGCUGGAGAUCCUGGGGAAGAAGUUUAUCCCUACGGAGAACUCCAAAGGCUACAGAGUUCUGCCGCCCUAUAUCAGAGUUAUACAGGGGGACGGAGUGGACAUCAACACCCUGCAAGAGAUCGUGGAGGGGAUGAAGCAGCAUCGGUGGAGCAUUGAGAACAUUGCCUUUGGCUCUGGAGGGGCUCUGCUGCAGAAACUGACCAGGGAUCUGCUCAACUGCUCCUUCAAAUGCAGCUACGUGGUCACCAAUGGCCUGGGGGUGAAUGUGUUCAAGGACCCGGUGGCGGACCCGAACAAAAGGUCAAAGAAAGGUCGUCUGUCUCUGCACCGGACAGCGAGCGGGGACUUUGUCACUCUGGAGGAGGGCAAGGGAGACCUGGAGGAGUACGGCGUGGACCUGUUACACACAGUGUUUCAGAAUGGGAAAAUUGUCAAGACGUACACAUUUGAUGACGUCAGAGACAAUGCCAAGAUAACGGACAGUGACCUCAAGGAGCUCCUCCACUGAGGGACCGCUGACCCCUGAACCUCUGACCUCCAUCACCCCACCGGAGGCGGCAUAUUGCCAAUGACCCCUUCCCUCAACCUCCACCCACCCUCCCAGAAGCACUGUCCUCCACUGGAGAGGAGAGUAGACCCCCCCCCCCCCAACACACACAAACACGUCCAAACCCACACCUGAGUGAAGGCCAAGGGAUAGAGAAAGUAGUGAGUGAAUGAGGAAAGGGAGAGAGGAGUGAGUGAAACCAGUAAGUGAUAAAGGAAGUUGAGUGAGAUAAAUGAGAGCAAAAGAGAUGUAAACAAACACACUGACUGUACCCUGUGUUGUGUGUACAGAGCUGUUUAAAGUAAUUAAUCAUCUAUUUAGCAUUGUCUUUUAGUGGUGGAUGGAAUGAUAUCGCGGGAUAGAAAUCAUUUAAACUGCGGUUACAUUAGUGUUUAUCUGACCAAGUGUCGCUAUAAAUUGAUCACAGGAAAGGAGAUACUGUUUCUACUGUGUUCAGAAAAGUUCCAGAACUUUGUGUGGUUCUCGAACUGAGAGGUAGGUAUAUGUUUAAUGUUCCUGAGUGUGGAUGUUUGUGUGUGCGUGCCGACAGUUUCUUCCUCGUAAAGGAACGUUGUAUUCCUUUAUGCAAAUUAAUUUGCUGAUCAGGGGAACGCAUACUGUACCUUUUUUAAGUUGUUGGCCUUUUUUAAAUGCAUUUGUCCCCGGCUCUUUAGAAUACACUGCCCACACGUGGGCAAGUCGCCAUCUAGAAGCCAACUAAUCAUGUUGCUAAAACACUGUCUGCAGAACUGCAGGACACAGUCUGUAUGUCUGAAAUGGCACCCUAUUCCCUUUUAUAGUGCACUUUCUUUGACCAGUAUAAACUAGUACACUGUAUAGGGAAUAGGGUGCCAUUUUGGACUCAGAGUCAAAUCUCUCUCUUUGUGGCUCAUUUUUUUUAUUUGUGUAAAAGUACAAAUAUUUGUUACACAUAUUUUUUUCUUUGCUUUAAAGAACAAGAAGGCAUUUGUCUCUGAUAUUGAAUUAUGGGGAACAUUUCCGUAGAGCUUGAUUUGACUAUUUUGAUACCGCCUUGGUUGGUUCUUACCUCAGAAAUCAUAAUUUGUUAUGACAGAAGGUAAAUAUUGCCAGAAUAUUUGCAGUAAAUCUUCAUAUUUACAAGGAUGUGGCCAAACUGUCUUCUCACGUGUAUAUAACGACUGAAUUAUACUGCGAGAGGACAGAGUAGGGAGAAAUAGUGUUGUUAUUAUUUUUUGUCUAAUUCCCAUUUUCUACCAGAAUCUUCCACACUGCUUGUUUGUUGUACGACGUGUUAUGUCAGGUUUUAGCCAAAUGUUUGUUUGUGUGUAGAGUAGUGUUACAUUUCAGGUAACUUUUCCAGAAACCCAGAUUGAAAGAUUCCCGGGAAUCAGGAAGGAAUACGCAGGGAAUCCAGAAUCCUCCAAACAGGAUUUCGUGAUUACUGGAAUUUUGCAAUCCUGGUGUAGUCGUGUGAAUGCUGUAGUGAAAAUAAUACUUGUGACUUCUAUUUUUGUUUUGUUAUAUGUUGGUUGUCCCAUAUUAUCUGAUAUUUUAAACUAACAUUACUGUUGCAAUGUCUACAUAUUAAAAGCACCAUCCUGUCAA
This is a messenger RNA of Oncorhynchus masou masou (cherry salmon), 3405 nucleotides long. Its product is annotated as nicotinamide phosphoribosyltransferase-like. Bases 304 to 1779 code for a protein of 491 amino acids. NCBI's taxonomy places the organism in Eukaryota, Metazoa, Chordata, Actinopteri, Salmoniformes, Salmonidae. The record is from RefSeq and is a predicted model, not a curated record. The transcript is spliced from 11 exons. Gene Ontology annotation, biological process: NAD+ biosynthetic process. Gene Ontology annotation, molecular function: nicotinamide phosphoribosyltransferase activity.